Molecule: messenger RNA, 3000 nt
Organism: Physeter macrocephalus (sperm whale)
Lineage: Eukaryota; Metazoa; Chordata; Mammalia; Artiodactyla; Physeteridae
Gene: MORN1
Product: MORN repeat containing 1
Exons: 19
Source: RefSeq, a predicted model, not a curated record
AUGGCGUCCGCCCGUGAUGGGUGCGCGAGCUCCCGCUUGGUGCGCCGAGACCUCCCGGCUCGGCCACCGCGGGACGGUUACGGGGUCUACGUUUACCCGAAUUCUUUCUUUCGAUAUGAAGGAGAAUGGAGAGGAAGCAGGAAACAUGGUCAGGGCCAACUUCUGCUGAAAGACGGGAGUUAUUACGAAGGCGAGUUUGUAGACGGAGAGAUCACGGGAGAGGGCUGCCGGCACUGGGCCCUGACAGGGAACACCUACACCGGACAGUUUGUUCUGGGAGAACCCCAAGGACAUGGUGUCAUGAAGUACAAAGCCGGCGGACGUUAGGAAGGGGAGCUCUUCCGCGGCCUGAGAGAAGGACAGGGGCACCUAGUGGACGCAGAUGGACAAGUGUACCGGGGGUCGUUUCACGACAGCAAGCGGCACGGCCAAGGACGGAUGGUCUUCCAGAACGGAGAUGAGUACGAGGGCGACUGGGUCCAGGACCAGCGCCAGGGCCACGGGACGCUGCGCCGUGCGGACGGCCCCAUCUAUGAGGGACGGUGGCACGGUGACGUGGUCAGUGGACGGGGCAACGGGGCCCACUGCUCCGGGGGCAUCUACCGAGGGGUGUGGACCAACGGUCACCCCGUGGCACGAGCCACAGGGAUCGUGAUUUGGGGUCCGGAGGUGGUGGACGUGGCCCAGGGAUCUUCCUUCACGUUGACCAUUCAGCUGCAGCGGGACGAUGGGGAAGCUGCCACGAGAGAGGACGGCCGGGUGGUGGAGAUCUCCGCGGGCAUCCGAUACGUGCAGCUCCCAGCCUACUCGGAGGUCAGCUUUUUCAAAGUGGACGAUGGUCACAGAGAGACACCCAUCCAGACCCCAUUCGGGUUCCAGUGCAUCUCCUACCCUCUGUCCGGCCCCAAGUCCAGGGGCCUGGAGCCCAGAGCUGCUCUGGAAAGUGCCGGUGCCUACUCCCCACUCCCCGAGGGAGACCCCUGCGCCCUGCCCGUCCCCCCGCCACGGACACGCGGCAGAUGCGGCAGAGCAUCUCCCCCACGACGACACGCGCCCUGUCCUCGAGCCCCUCGGACGUGUUGCACGGAGCCCGGGUCAGCCCAGGGUGGUGAACACGCUGCGUCUGUCUGUCCUCCGUCUGUCCUGUGGUGCACGCUCCAGCCCUGCCGUGAGGAGGAAUCAUCCCAGCUAGAGGAAACGUCCCAGAGAAAUAUAAAAAGGUACCGCGUUGCUUCCAGGGCCAACGCCGUGAGUGACGAUGGAGGUGAGCUCAGAUGUGAGGGGGGAUGUCGGCCUGGAACCAAGCGUCAGGAGGGUGAGGGGUCGGGGGCCGCAGGACCCCGAGACCACAGCUCCUGGGAGCCGGGGCCUCAGGGGGUGCCCUCCCCGGUGGCUCUCCUGGACACUGGGCCCUCUGGCCCUGUGGCGGCCCCGUGGCCUGGGAGCCCCAGGAAGGAGGAGGGGCCUCCUCGCCCCAGGAGCUCUCCUGAGCACGGUUUCUGCCCCCGUGUCACCUCACACGUCACCGGGCCCGUGGCCUUCCUGUGUCGGCGCCAGCGCUGCCUGCGGGUCCCCGCCCAGGGGGGACCACCCAGGGCACCACACUGGGGUCAGGCUCCUGCACCGCCUGAGGUGCCGGUUGACGUGGCCACGGCCCGGCUGGCAGGGCACCGGGGUCUCGUGGUGCAGGCUGUGGCCUCUACGGAGGCGCCUGCUGUGAGCACCUCGCCUCCGUCCCGGGGUGUCCAAGCCCCCCACGAGGCUUUGGGCCUUCUCGAGCCCCCCACCCAGGCCACCAGCAUCUCCCCAGCCUGUCUCCAGCCAGGCCUGGACACCACCCACCCCAUAAACGCUCUACGCCGCCGUCCGUGCACGGGCCACCUGAGGACAGGGUGGCCGGGGACGGCAGGCUUGGACGUCAGACAGCAGAGCCAACAGAAGCUGAGUGACCCAGUGGACGGGCCAGGAAGCCACCGUCCAGCCAAGACGGAGGAGGCGGCGGGGAGCAUGUCCGAGACGGGGGACAGCGGGCCUGACGGGGCUGUGUUUGGGACGGUCCUGGGGCGACCCCGCACCAACGCCACGUCGCAGAGCCCCCCGCAAGCUCAGCUGUCGGCCUCUGUGCGGAAAAGGCAGCGCGGAGCUGGGGGACACAAGCCCCGCUGCCCUGAGGACCGGCGGCCAGCAGAGCGAAGCUGCACCCAGUUCUCUGACGUCCGCCUCGGGCCCCCUCCAGCCGGGUACCACCCCCCGCUGCUCCCGGACAGCCUCCGCGAGCAGGCCCAGAGGCCUGGGCUGCAGGAGGACGACGCCCCCAGUGCGGGCCCCGCCCGGAGACAGCAGCAACCCCCCGAGUCGCCGUGCCCCCCCGCCGGGGUGGUCACUCUCUCUGACGUGUCCGUCGCUCUCGCUAAAGACGCAGGGCGGCGGCACACCCCGGUCCAAGUGCCCGCCCCUCACGGGGGGGGUGUCGUCGUGACCCGUGACAUGACCGCCCCUCCGUUCCCGGGCCACACGCUACCCGCUGCCUUCAAACACCUUCGGGUCUCGGCGCAGGGCUCGGCCAAGAGCCCCACGUCCCUGGAGGCGGCCCUGCAGCCCCGAGCUAGGGGGCUGCCCGAGGCACCCACCACUGGCUUUAAUAGAACGCGCGACACCGACUUCCGAGGGGACCCCCUCCCCCGACCCCCGGACGCACGUGGCGGCUCAUCUGGGCGUCACAAGGCGGGGCGGCCGGUGGUGGUUGGUGCCCUUCUCGGCUGGCCCGUCUGCACCAUCCACGCUCUCCCCGGGGUGAGCCCAGGCCUGGCGGUCCCAGUCCCCCGGCCACCGAGCCCUGCAGCGAAGCCGGCCCACCUGACCCCUCGGGCCAGCACUGCCCGGAGGCCGGCCAGCCAGCGCCUGCCUCCCCGCCGUCCCUGCCUUGGAGGGUGGCUCAGGGGCCCCGCUGGCAACCUGGGGGUCAGGACGGCUCCCAAACGAGAAAUCAAGAGGCCGUAG